Molecule: messenger RNA, 1852 nt
Organism: Xyrauchen texanus (razorback sucker)
Lineage: Eukaryota; Metazoa; Chordata; Actinopteri; Cypriniformes; Catostomidae
Product: zinc finger protein OZF-like
Exons: 2
Coding region: 107-1363 (418 amino acids)
Biological process (GO): regulation of transcription by RNA polymerase II
Molecular function (GO): RNA polymerase II cis-regulatory region sequence-specific DNA binding; DNA-binding transcription factor activity, RNA polymerase II-specific
Source: RefSeq, a predicted model, not a curated record
AUAUAUGAAUGCAUUGCGGUAAUGUUUACAUAUUCCUAAACGUAAGACUGAAACGUUUUCAAACAAGCAGAAAUAACUCGAUGUAUAACAACUAACUGCUGUAAAGAUGUUUGUUAAAGAGGAGAGUGUGAACAGGACUGAUGCAGAGCCAUUCACAGUGAAAAAUGAAGAACAAAGAGGCCUGGUGGAAGUGAAACAGGAAGCACUGAAUGAUGUUCAGGAGAUUCUUCAGUAUCAGGAAGCGCAUAAUGUCAAAACUGAAGAAAACCCCUUGAGUUACUCACAAACUGAAGAUAAUUUAUUACAAAGCAGCACUCAAAAAACAACCCAAAAACCUUUUGUCUGCCCUCAGUGUGGAAAAAGUUUCAAACGUAAAGGACACUUAAAUGAUCAUAUGAUAAUUCACACUGAAGAGAGACCUUUCACCUGCCCUCAAUGUGGAAAGCAAUUCAGACGAAAAGAACCCCUUGAUAAUCACAUGAGAGUUCACACUGGAGAGAGACCUUUCACCUGCCCUCAGUGUGGAAAGAGUUUUAGAUAUAAGAGCAAUUUUAAAAGUCACAUGAGAAUUCACACUAAUGAAAGGCAUUUUACUUGCCAUGGGUGUGGAAAGAGUUUCUCAAAUAAGAGCAAUGUUAAAGAGCACAUGAGAAUUCACUUUGGUGAGAAACUUUUCACCUGCCCGCAGUGCGGAAAGAGUUUCACAAAAAGGAGCCAUGUCAAAAAGCACAUGAGAAUUCACACCCAAGAAAGGCCUUUUACAUGCCAUCAGUGUGAGAAGAGUUUCACACUGUCAAGCAAUCUUCACAAACAUCUGCGUCACAUUCACUCUGGAAUAAGGGAAUUUACCUGUGAGCAGUGUGGUAAAACAUUUACUUCACAGUUCCAUCUGAGGAGACAUCAGAAAAUUCAUACAAAUGAGAAGUCUUAUGUCUGUUCUGAUUGUGGAAAGAUUUUUGCACGGCUUGAUUCUAUGCAAAGCCACCAAAAAUUACAUGUGACUGUGAAAACUCAUGUGUGCUCCGAGUGUGGAAAGGCUUUUACUACUGCUCGUGCCUUGAAAGAACACCAAAGAAUCCACAGUAAAGAAAAGCCAUACAUGUGCUCACGGUGUGGAAAGAGUUUCACCCGCAGAGGAACCCUUAAAAUACAUGAAAGACUUCAUACUGGAGAAAAGCCCUACAUCUGUCCUGCAUGUGGAUUGAGUUUUACCUCAGGAACACUUCUGUCGUAUCAUAGAAAAAGACAUUGUCAUCAAAGUGGGCAUAAUUCAUGUUCAGAUGGAAAUCAAAUAUUGUUUGAUAACCUCAAAGAUGUAUUUUAUGCCAAAAGAGCUUUUAAAUAUAAAGGGGUACUUUGCUAAAAUAAAUAUAGUGCUGAAUGAGUUGUCUUCAUACAGUAGUCGAAAGUUUAUAACUUACAUUAUGAAAUUAAACGAAGUGCAAAGAAACAUUGUUUUAUGUAUUCAUUGAAUAACUGUGUACAAGUUGUGUUGUCUGUGCUUGUUUUGCGUUUAGUUUGAAAUCUUAGGUGUUUUAAUUCUGUUAUGGUUAAUAAGGUUUAAAAAAAUAUAAAUAUAUUUACAUUUAAAUGUACAAUUCCUCUCAUAAUCUUGACUUUGUAUUCAUGUAAUACACGUUAAAGGAGUAGUUCACCCAAAAAUAAAAAUUAUUUUAUCAUUUACUCACCCUCAUGCCAUCCCAGAUGUGUAGGACUUGUUUUUCAGCUGAAAACAAACAAGAGAUUUUUAAAAGAAAAUGUCAGCUCUGUAGGUCCAUAAAAUGCAAGUUAAUGAUUUGAAGCUCCAAAAAGCACAUAUAACCAUCAUAUAAGUAACCCAUGUGACUCUAGG